UGAGGCCAGGGAUUGCAGGGUUUGAACCCACAACCUCAUAGUUACUGGUUCGAUUCAUUUCCACUGAGCCACAAUGGGAACUGCUAGACUAUUAUUUUAAAAAAAAAGGCAGAAAGAGAGAGGCUAGAAAAGUUCCCAGAUCAAUAAAUUUCCUAAGUAACUUCUGUGAAGGUACAAUCUACCUCGAAAGUGCAAAUGAACUGCAAAGAAAAUGCAGAAACCUACAGAGUAAUCAAGGCAGUUGACAAGCGUGGUUUUAAGGAUGCCAUGUCUGGAAUAGGCUUUAGCCUGGAAUGUGGAGAAAGUGGGUCGGUUGAGAUACCUCCCUGCCUAGGGCUGCUUUUCUCCUGGGCCCCAUGCAUGAAAAAAACACCCUGCCUGAGGCGACCAAUCCAGUGCAGGCAUCUUCCUAGCAUCUUGUGCUCUGCCUCCAGCUGCCCCUCCCCCUCCAGGCCUCAUGUGCCUGUGUUGAGAGGUGUUGCCUGGAUACCUCUCUGCUGAGCUGAAAGAUUCUAAACUGCCUACUUUGCCAGUUGGCUCUGAGGGAGACAGUGGUGCUGACCUAGAGCACUUGUGUUGGGCUCAGGACGCAGUGAAAAGCCAAGAAGGAGGUGUGGUGUGUCUGAAGCCCAUUGACUGGAAGAUGAAGAAGCAUUUUGGCUUCAACAGUAAGAAGCCUGUAUUGUUCCGGGACUCCUCCACCAGCCCCUGCGGGGAGGGUGGUAAUGGAGUCAACCAGCAGUCCGGGUACCACAUCCGAGACAAGGAUCUCGGGAAGAUACACAGGGCAGCCUGUGAGGGCAAUGUGGCCAGAGUCCAGCAGAUCCUGCUGCUCAGGAAAAAUGGCCCCAAUGAUAAAGACAAGAGGAACAGGACUGCUCUGCAUCUGGCCUGUGCCAGUGGCCAUCCAGCAGUGGUGACUCUACUAGUAAAGUGGAAAUGCCAGCUUAACCUCUGUGACAAUGAGAACAAGACAGCGCUGGUAAAGGCUGUCCAGUGCCAGCAAGAAGAAUGUACCAGUAUUCUGCUGGAACAUGGUGCCGACCCAAAUCUCGUGGAUGUCAAGGGCUACACGGCCCUCCACUAUGCUGUCUUUGGUCAGAAUAUCUCCAUCGCAGCAAAGCUGCUUUCGCACAAGGCUAACAUUGAAGCAAGAGACAAGGAUGACCUUACACCACUUUUACUUGCUGUCAGUGAAAACGAACAGCAAAUGGUGGGAUUUUUAUUAAGGAAUCAAGCAAAUAUACAUGCGGUUGAUAAGAUGAAAAGAACAGCCCUCAUACUUGCUGUAAAUUUUGCAUCAUCAAGUGUAGUCAGGCUGCUUCUUGAGCAAGGCGUUGAUAUCUCUCCUCAAGAUCGCUAUGGACGGAAUGCAGAAGACUAUGCUGUUAUCAAGGGUCAUCAUAUGAAUCACCACAUGAUUUUGGAGUAUAAACGAGAAAUGGGACCUAAAACUCCUGCUCAAGAUAGUAACCUAGGUGCCCCAUGGAGGGGCAGGGAAUGUGGUCUGGCCUGUAGGAAAAUUCAUGCUAUAGAACAUGUUAUUCAUCAUCAGGAUGCUCUCUCUUUUUUAAUUCUGUUUAAAAUGUGGUUGUUGUUUGAGUCACAUUAUUUUCUGACAUUACUGUUUCAUCAAUCCCUUUAUAACUUUAUUGAAAUAGAUCUAACAGCAGAGGAGUCUCCAAGGCAGAUAUCAAGAGAAACAGAUUCAACACAAGUGCAUGAGAGUUCUGAAGAAGACUCUUUAAGCAGUUUUUCCAGCAAACCUCAUGUUGAUGAUACAUGGCCUACAUCAGAUACAGUCACUGAUUUUGAUCUCGAGGAAGGAGACAAAAAGCCGGGAAUGGAGCCAAAAGAAACUAGGACUGAUGUUAUGGAAAGUAUCCCACAAGAGCCGCCAAAUCUUGACCAUUUUACCUCUGUUGAUGGAGCACACAGAGAGAAUAGAAGUGGUGUGUUGUCAGCGUCAGGAUUAGAGGAGGAAGAUAUUGCAUCAUCUUUGGAUACUGAGUGUGCCUCUGAGAGUCUUUCACAAAAAACUGUGUAUCAUAUAUCCAGAGCUGCAGAUGAAAGAGGGAAAAAGAGAGGAAAUAAAGAAGUUGAAGAUGUGCCUUAUAUACCUUCUUGCAUGAGUGGAUCAAGCAACUUUAAGAGGGCUCAACAAGAGGAUCCAAGACAUGGAGGCCUAGCAGUGGCCCACAUGGCUUCUCCUGAAAAGUAUCCUCACUCGAAGCCUACAGUUGGAGUGAAAGAUGCUGUUCCUAACAAAACAGUUGGAACAAAGGAUUUACAAGCGUCCAGAUCAGAUUCUGUUCCCUUAUGUAAAAUUCAGGGUGCAGUUCUUUCAAGUGAAAGAUCACUGAAAGUUAAAAACAGCCAAUGUGAAGUACUUGAAGGAAAAAUCAAAAACAUGGAAAGUAAGAUCAGUGGCCUACAAGCAGAACUAUCAGAAACAAAAGAAGUGCAAUCCCAAUUAGAGCAACAAAAAGUGGAGCAGCAACAAGAGCUCUGCAGCUUGAGAUUAUACUUAAAGCACGAAGAAGAGCAAAGAAAAAAGGCAGAUAUGUUAUCUGAAGAAAUUAGAGAGCAGUUAAGAAGAAAAGAAGAGCAAUGUAGUAAAGAAACUGAAUUGAAACAGCAACUUGAACUCACUCUUGAAGUACUACAAGGGGAACUGAAGACUGUGAGAAAUAAGGCAAACCAGUUGCAAGAAGCACAAGAUCGAUAUAUGGAGGCCGUGAAAUGUACUGAGAAGAUGCAGGAUCAAAUGCAAAAGCUUCAAAAGGAAAAUGCCGAGUUAAAAGAUACAAACAAAAUGCAAGCGGGCACAAUUGAAGAGCUUCAGAGAAACCCGCCGGGUCCAAGUUCGGAAGGAGACAAAAAGCCGGGAACGGAGCCAAAAGAAACCAGGACUGAUGUGAUGGAAAGUAUCCCACAAGAGCCACCAAAUCUUGACCAUUUUACCUCUGUUGAUGGAGCACACAGAGAGAAUAGAAGUGGUGUGUUGUCAGCAUCAGGAUUAGAGGAGGAAGAUAUUGCAUCAUCUUUGGAUACUGAGUGUGCCUCUGAGAGUCUUUCACAGAAGUACGUUGAUCAUUUAUCUGGAACUUCAGGUCAAAGAGGUAAAAAUAGAGUAAAUGGAGAAGUCGAAGAUGUGCCUUAUAUACCUUCUUGCAUGAGUGGAUCAAGCAACUUUAAGAGGGCUCAACAAGAGGAUCCAAGACAUGGAGGCCUAGCAGUGGCCCACAUGGCUUCUCCUGAAAAGUAUCCUCACUCGAAGCCUACAGUUGGAGUGAAAGAUGCUGUUCCUAACAAAACAGUUGGAACAAAGGAUUUACAAGCGUCCAGAUCAGACCUCCCUCAGUCUAGUGAUCACAAAAGCCCUUUUGAUUUGCCGCUUGCCUACUCCAAGGAGAUGAACGCCAUGAUUCAAAGAAGAAAUCAUGAUAUUUCUGCUGUUAAAAAAACUUCUAAUCAAACCAAACCAGUACAGGAUUGGUCCAAGAAGCUGUGGUAUGCAAGUAAUUUCCAUGCUAAAAAAAGGAAAAGCAUCAAGCCCAAAUUAGAAACUUGGACUUGUCCACCAAAUAGUAACAGAACAUCCAAAAUAUAUUUAAAGGAAGAAUUACAGCAAUCUAUGCAAAGGUGUAAGAAUAAGGCUGAGAAAGAAAAGAAGCAGCACAGAAGCAGUGUGAUGGCAGUAUCAGAAAACAAUCAUGGCUCUGAUGAUGACAGUGGAUUAAUGCAACAGGGAGAGAGAGGAAAAACUAAUCACCAGUGGUUUCCUACUGUGGAGAAUGGAGAUUCUGAUAGCAGCAGUUCUGGCAUGCAUAUGAAAGAAGUAUGGAAAAAUGAAAGAGAAAAAUGGUCAUCAAAAGGACCUGUGAUUCCACCAAUAUUUGAGAAGGCUGAUUCACUGCCUAUUGAUUUACUACACGUGAAUGAUGACAGAAGCUUAAGUGAAAGAGAUCAGGAUGAUGGCAGGCCUAUAAAGAGAACACCUAAUGAAGAGAACAAGGUCAAAGAGCAAAUUAAUUCUGUGGAUGACUUUGAUGACUUAACUCAGUUACCUGAAACAGCUUCCAAGGAUCGUGAGUUGCUUUCCUCUAAAUCUAUGAAUGCUAUGUUGCUAAUUGAACAACUUGGCACGGAGUGUAAAGAUUCUGUUAGCGUAUUGAAAAAGCAGGAUUCAGUUCUUUCAGAUGACAGUUUACUAGAGAUUAAAAAAAGCCACUAUGAACUACUUACAGGAAAAAUUAAAAAAAUGAAAAGUAAGAUCAUUGGGUUACGAAAGGAGCUAUCAGAAGCAAAAGAAGUGAAAUCACAGUUAGAACACCAAAUACUGGAGUGGCAACAAGAGUUCUACAGUUUGAGAUGCACCUUAAAACAAGAAGAGGAGAAAAGAAGAAAUGUUUAUAAGUUAUAUGAAAAAACUAGGAAGGAGUUAAGAAGAAGAAAAGAAAGAUAUGAUAAAGAAGCUGAAAUGAAACAGCAACUUGAACUGACUGUCCAAGCACUGGACAUGGAAUUGAGGGCGGUGAGAAAUAAUCUGAACCAGCAUGUGGAGUUUGCAGGCAGAUGCAAGCCACCACAGUUGCAGGGUGAUGAGAGUCACGAAAAAGCAAAAGAACUGUUGCCUAAAAACCACAUGUCACAGAAUGAAAUUGCCAUGUUAAAACACGAAAUAGAGGCAGUGGAAAAUCAUAACCAGGAAAUGGAGAAGAAAUAUUUUAUGGACAUGAAAAUUGUAAAAAAGAAGUAUGCUGAAGUUCGAAAGACAAUAAAACUUAAUGAGGAAACAUUAACAAAAAUAAUCUUGGAACGCAAUGAACUGACAGCUGAGAAUACAAUGCUGAAGUCUGAACUGGAGAAUGAAAGACAAAAUAAAGAAAGACUGGAAAGGCAAGUUGAAUCAUACCGCUCUAGAUUGGCUGCCACCCAUGAUCAAGUGCAAAGUCAGACAUCAAAAAGAGACCUGGAACUUGCCUUCCAGAGAGGAAGAGAUAAGUGCUUACCCUUACAAGAUGAAAUAAAUUUGGAUGUGUCUAACCUGAAAGAUAAUGAGGUGCAUUCCCAGCAACUGUCUAAGUCUGAAGGAAAAUCCAAUGGCCUAGAAACCGAGCUCCAUCACGGGAGAGAUGCUCUCAGAGAAAAGUCUUUGGUGUUUGAAACUGUACCUGUACAGAGAGACCUAAGCCAAGCACAGUGUCAGAAGGAAAUUGAACACAUGCCUCCAAGUGAACAAGGCAAAGUGAAGAAGUACAUGGACAAACAGGAAUCCUCGAAGGGGAGAUUAUCCCAACUAGAGAGUGAAAACCUCUUGCUGCGACAGCAGCUGGAUGACUUGCAAAACAAAAAGGAGAGCCAGCAGAAAAGGGUAAUUAAUAUCCAGGACCAGUUUCAGAAUACUGUGAAGAGUCUUCAAGCCAAAAGUGAAAAGCAAUAUCUGAUGCUGGAGGAAAGAAACAAGGAGUUAACUAAGGAAUAUAGUCACCUAAAAGAGAGUAUUAAUCAGUAUGAAAAUGAGGCAAUGGAAAGAGAAGUGGUUGUGGAACAACUUCAACAAGAACUGGCUGAUUCCCUAAAAAAGCAGUCCCUGUCUGAGGCUUCAUUGGAACUCAUGUUACGUGAUUGUGCUAAAUUAGAAGAUGAGAGACAGGAUUUAAAGAAGAAAGUACAUCAAAUGACAAGUAAAUUGCAAGAAGCACAAGAACUACAUAUAGAAGCUCUGAAGUGUGCUGAGGAGACCCAGGAUCACAUGCAAAAGCUUGAAAUUCAAACUGCCAAGUUAAAAGUGAUGAACAAAAAGCAAGUUGCCAAAAUUGAACAGCUUCGGAGAAACUCACUAAGUACAAGUUUGUCUGAGCAAGAAAAGGAAGAAUUACAGCAACUUAUGGAGUUAAAACAGUUUCUGGAAAGCCAGUUGGAUCGGCAAAAGAAGAAAAAUGAUGGAUUAGAAAAAGAGAUUACUGGAUUGAAGGAAUGCUUGGAAAUGGCAAGAAGGGAAGUAAAUGAAAAUGAAAAAGGAGAGCCUAGUGCCCAUGGUGUUGUAAAAAUCAAUCCAACUGAAAUGGAUAUUCAGAUAGAUACGCUAAAACAUAAGACACAAACAGCAUCUCAAGAAAACUUAGCGCAAUAUCUGGAAUCUGAACGCUCCAAAGAAAACACUUCUCAUGAAUCUUCUUGUAAAACAGAAUUGGAAAAAUAUAAGCAACUUUACCGAGAAGAAUUAAAAUUGAGAAAGUCGCUGGAAAAAAAACGAAACAAACUUCACAGGACUAAUCGGAGGCUGGCUAAAACCUGUGUGAAACGUCUGAUGGAGAAAGAGCAGAACAGGUCUUUACCCCAAACAUUUACUACAAGUCCUGUCCUGGAGCCACCUGGUGCUGAAAAUAUUCAUAAUAGCUCUGGGUUCAGAGGAAAUACUACAACAAGAGAAACCUUGUUGUUUUCUACCUCACGUUCACGGCCUUCAUUUGACAGCAUUGUGACUGCUUUGAUGAAGAGUCAGCGGGAGAUGGAAGAAAAUAUGAAUAAAGAACUAGCAGAAGCCACUGCUGAACUUGAUUCUGUGUACUGGAGAGCCUCUCGACUGAGAUCUACCGGUGACCUUUUGAAAACAUCACACAGCCAUAUGUACAGAUUCUGAAGAAAACUUAUGUUGUCUGAAAAAUAAAGAGUGAAACUAUCUACUGGACAGUUAACAUAACGUCUUUGUUGGUUCCUAUUAAACAUGUUGUAGAAAUCCUUAUUGAAGGAAAUAUUGUUGUAUCAUAUGUGUAUGAGAAUUUAUAUAGUAUUUUCAAUCAUUUUUCUUUGUAUCUAACUUUUAAGUAGAUUUUGUGAAUAAAACCCAGCCCUAUUGAGUUUUUCAUUCUCCAACUGAGGCCAGAUACCAGUUAUUUAAUGAGCAGACAAACCACCAAACCUUUCAUUAAUAUUUAGCUGAGUUGGGAGUUCCUGUUGUGGCACAGUGGAAAUGAAUCCAACUAGGAUCCAGGCUGUCACAGGUUCAAUCCCUGGCCUUGCUCAGUGGGUUGAGGAUCUGAUGUUGCUUGAGCUGUGGUGGUCACAGAAUCGGCUUGGACCCCAUGCUGGUGUGAUUCUGGCUUAGGCCAAGGGCUGUAGCUCUGAUUCAAACCCUACCCUGGGAACUUCCAUAUGUCAUGGGUGCAGCCCUGAAAAACAAAGCAAAAAGAAAAAGUAUAUAUUUAGCAAUGGUGAUUAGAUAGCUUUCUUGUAGUUUCCAGGUUUUAUCACUAUAUAUAGAUGCAAAGAUCUAGACAGACAUGAUUUCAAUACACUGAAACUGUGGCUAUUAUCAAUGUGUUGAUGUAUUACAAUUGUUGCAGAAUCAUACAACUCAUUCUGUAUACCUUUAAACUCUGACACAUAGAUCUUUCCUCAUGCAGCAAUAGGAUUUGCCUAAGGGAUUUUCCCCUUUCUAAUUUUUUUAAUUUACUUUUUGGAAACAGUUUUAAAAUUAGAAUUGUUCCAAGCACCUGACUCAGACAUCAUCACCAAAUUUAUAUGGAACAACAAAAGACCCAGAAUUGCCAAAGCAAUUCUGAGGAAUAAAAACCAAGCAGAUGGCAUAACUCUCCCAGACCUCAGGCAAUAUUACAAAGCCACAGUCCUCAAGACAGUGUGGUACUGGUACCAAAACAGAUAGACCAAUGGAACAAUAGAGAACCCAGAAACAAACCCCGAUACCUAUGGUCGUGGGGAGCCGAGAAAAUACAGGAGCCGAGGAAGGGAGCUUGCCUGAGUGGUGCAAUUCCAAGGGCAGGCUCCUAAUCAGAAAAAGGGGCCUGCCUGAAUGGUGCAGUUCCAAGGGCAAGCUCCUAACCAGAAAAAGGGGGCCUGUCUAAACAGUGCAAUUCCAAGGGCAGGCUCCUAAACAAGGGGAUACCUACCGGUACGGCACAAUUCCAAGGGCAGGCCCUAGAAGACAAUAAGGCUCCCCUGCUAACUUUGGUGGGGAACUGAAUUUUCUGGGAAACAAUUUCCAUUUUGCAUUGCUGAGUGGGGAUUUUUCCAUGGAUGACUUAGUCUUUUCUGCUAUUCACUUGUUGUUCAGUUCUUCCUUAAUCUUUCCUGAUUAUUUGUUUAUUACCCUUAUUUCCCAUUCUUAUUUUCCUGUGGUGAUUUGUGAUUUAACUGAAUUGCAACAAUAAUAUGAUAAAAAUUUCAUUCUAAGGGACUUUCCUCUAUUUAAAUACAAAAAUUAAAAACAUAGUGCUUAUCUACUAACUAGUUAUACAGUCAACUUUAGAGUUAGGAUUUUAAUGAAGUUUAUGGAAGUUAGACACAUAUUAUUCAUGAUCAGAAGAAACCUAGCUGUGAGUUUUGUCCUAGAUUUUAGAAACUUUUAGUGGUAGCUGGCUAAGUUCAUUUACAUUUUCUCACACUGUCUCUCUGUCAAGGACACUUUGAAGAUAGACGCUAGUCUGAAGACAAGAUUUGUUGUGUCUGUAGCCUCUUCAGCUUGUGGGAAAUUGGCUGGCCAUGAGAUGGUUUGUGCUGGGUCUCCUCUUUCCCACAUGAAUGUUUGUGCCUAUUUGUCCUUGAAUUGUACUUACUAAAUUUAGUUAAGUUAAAGACUUUAAAACAUGACAUUUGAAACUGUACCUUGUGAUCAAAAAAAAAAAAAAAAAGCCUAAUAGUUAACCAAUGUACUUUUAACACUAUGAUGUAAUCUGUAGUAAAAAACUGUCUAUAUAAUCAACCACUUAUGCCAAUAAAAUUUGAGCAGUUCAGCGCCCUGAAAGAAGGGACAAAGAGACUGUCUCCAUUGCUUACGCCGACACCGUUCAUCUCCUCUCAGGACGUAUAUGCCCCACCUGGUUGCAGGAGCUGGACUCCGGCAGAUGCAAACUCUUGCUCAUGGAGUGGAUUUACAGUGAGAUCCUGCCAUGUAGCACUGAGAGCUAUGCCUAGAUACUUACAACACAGCAUGACAAUGGGAGAAGAAAUUAUGUAUACAUGUAUAUGUAACUGGGUUCCCGUGCUGUACAGUGGGAAAAAAAGUGUGCUGGGAGAAAUAACAAUAAAAAAAUUU
This is a messenger RNA of Sus scrofa (pig), 9061 nucleotides long. The record is from RefSeq and is a predicted model, not a curated record. Lineage: Eukaryota; Metazoa; Chordata; Mammalia; Artiodactyla; Suidae.